AGUUUCGAUCUGACGUGGUGUUGUUGAGCUGUCGAGAAAAACACCUUUCUUUUUACAAUUUGGCUUGAGCGAUUAACCAAUAAUUUUAGUUUAUUUUUUAAAAUCAACACAAAUCUGCCAAAAUGUUAGACGCAUUAUUCGACGAUGUAAAGCGCAUGAACAAGAGACAGUUUAUUUAUCAACUGCUCAGUUUUGGUAUGAUAGUAUCGUCAGCCCUGAUGAUAUGGAAGGGCUUGAUGGUGCUAACAGGUAGCGAGAGUCCAAUCGUGGUGGUGCUCUCCGGGAGUAUGGAACCCGCGUUUCACAGAGGAGACUUGUUAUUCUUGACCAACUAUCCCGAUGAACCUGUGCGUGUCGGCGAGAUCGUCGUCUUCAAAGUGGAGGGACGCGAUAUUCCUAUCGUUCACAGAGUUUUGAAGCUGCAUGAAAAGAACAAUGGAACAGUUAAAUUUUUAACUAAAGGAGACAAUAAUAGUGUAGAUGACAGAGGAUUAUAUGCCCAGGGACAACUCUGGCUCACAAAGAAGGAUGUGGUGGGCCGGACUAGAGGCUUUUUGCCUUAUGUAGGAAUGGUCACAAUUUAUAUGAAUGAAUAUCCUAAGUUUAAGUUUGCGGUACUGGGAUGUUUAGCAAUCUAUGUGCUAGUCCAUAGGGAAUAAAUAUCAUGAUCUGAUAAGGAAGAUGGGAGUCCAGAUAUCUGUGUGUUUAACGGAUUGAAAGAUGUAAUUUUCACUUCUAAGCGCCUUACACAUUGGCGAACAUGGAUGUUUGCGAAAUAUUCCACAAUGGAGCACGUGCCCGUUUUUCAUGCGUUAAGGCUCAGCCCGUAGCCACCCUAUGACAUGAUAGAAUUAACUGUGCGCCGCGCUGAAAAUUCUACCUAACUAGCCCUGUUGUUUUUGCAUUUCUAUUAUUUUAUUAUAAAAUUUUACACCAUAAAGAAAAAUACCAAUGCAAAUGUGCGUUAUGAAACUGAAUCUGCUGAUCAUUCUUUCGUGUCUGUAGAGCGAAAAGUGCUUUGUAUUUUAAAACCAAUUAUAAAACAAUGGUAUCAACUUGUGCACGCUUCGUUUAAACAUGUUAUGAAUGAGUUCCGCAAAGAUGCAACACCAAAUUUGGAAAUUUAUCCUCGUGAAUGUAUUUGGGGCAUAUUCGACAAUGUAGAUGCACGCAGAAGAAGUGAAUAUUAUAUUAAUUGUGAAAGACUUG
Messenger RNA from Pararge aegeria (speckled wood butterfly), 1209 nucleotides. RefSeq names its product signal peptidase complex catalytic subunit SEC11A (gene twr). Bases 123 to 659 code for a protein of 178 amino acids. Gene Ontology annotation, cellular component: membrane; signal peptidase complex. The record is from RefSeq and is a predicted model, not a curated record. Gene Ontology annotation, molecular function: serine-type endopeptidase activity. The transcript is spliced from 4 exons. NCBI's taxonomy places the organism in Eukaryota, Metazoa, Arthropoda, Insecta, Lepidoptera, Nymphalidae.